Messenger RNA from Drosophila nasuta, 795 nucleotides. RefSeq lists its product as uncharacterized. The transcript has a single exon. The record is from RefSeq and is a predicted model, not a curated record. NCBI's taxonomy places the organism in Eukaryota, Metazoa, Arthropoda, Insecta, Diptera, Drosophilidae. The coding region runs from base 290 to 727 and encodes 145 amino acids.
UCCUAGCCAGCUCGCUGACUGUUCAGCAAUUAGCCGGAGGCGCGUAAUUGAAGCUGUAAGUGCGUUGUGGUUCGAUUGAAUCACUUUUUGGCUACUUGAUUAAUUAAUUAAGCAUAUACGAGAGGGCUUGGUAAUAAAUCUUCCAGCUGUUUGCUGGCCGACCUUUAGCUGCACUUCAUGUGACUCUCAAGAGUCGUUCAAUCCGAUUAGCUAUAAAAAGCGCCCGCGGCCCAACUCAGUUGCGUUAAUUAGUCGCUCAAUAAGCUUCAAACCAUACCAAACAAUAAUAAUGCGCAACUCAGAGAGUCCUUUGCUGCUUCAGCUGCUGCUGCUUUUGCUGGCACUUGAGAGCACCUGGUCAGCGACCAUAUUGCAUCACGAUGUCGCCGGAGCCAGCGCCAUUUCGCAUCAGAGCUUUAUCCGUUUGUCAUCGCCGCCAGCUGCUGCAGUAAUCCAUCAGUUGCCUGCAACUUUAGCUACGCCCACAGUGCGUAUAAUUAAUGUGGCCAGGCAAACAAAGACCGAACCGCAGCUGCAGCUGCAGCUUAGUCCGCAGUCUGAAGAGAACACUCCACUCCACACGCCGGCACAUCUCACCUAUGCGGCACAUCCGGUGGUGCAUCAGAUGCUGCCCCGGAUUAAGCCAGUGCGCAGUAUAAGCUACGCCUCGCUGUUGCCGGGUCCGAGACAAGGACACGGCACACACACAUUUGCACAAUCAGUUUAAGUUUAAAUUCUUAAUAUGUACACAGGUAAAAACGUGAUAACAUAAAAUAUAAAACCUUGAAUCAAGAU